GUAAAGUUCUCGCGUUUGACAGUUCGUGCAAUGUUUUCGUUUGUCGCGACCCCGGCGUGUGGAAAAAAUUUGCAAGUCGAGAAGGAAAAAAUGAUUUUUUGAGGAAAAACGCCUUCUUUGGACCACUUUUACGCAACGGUCAAAACAAUGGCAAAUUGUCUCCGAAGUGUGUCCCGGCUUGCGCCGCGGGUUUUCGCCACCGGACGGCCACUUGCGUCAGCCGACCCACUGGCCAAGGCGAUCCACGAGCCCGAGCAAAGUCACCUUCGAUUCCGGAGAUUACCCGUGACGGAUGUGAACCGAGCGGGGUCGAGCGAAACCAUCCUGCGGCAGUAUUCCAGCGUCGAUUCACAACAAGCCUCGUCCUCGCUAGCGGAUCGAUUCCAGACGACGAACCAGGGCGGAGACCGGCAAGAAUCCGGCGCGACGCCGGCCAGCGGUGGCGGUGGUCCCUCGGAGGAACAGCUGCAAAAGGUGUACGACACGCUGGCCAACACGCUGCCCAAGCUGUUUAUCCAGCCGCUGGAUUACUCGAUCUACAACCCGAACCUGAUCUUCGAAAACAACAUCCGGGGCAUCCGGACCGAGGGUCUGUACCAUUACGUGAAGCAGGUCGCACUGCUGCGGACCGUGGGGCAUUUAAAGUACGCUUACGUCACGAUGGAGGUGCUCAAGAUCACGAAACACCCGGAGGAGAACACCGUAAAGGUGCGGUGGCGGGUGAAGGGCAUCAGCGCGAUGCGGGUCAUGUUCCAGUUCUGGAAGUACAAGCUCUGGAAGCUGAAGGAGAUUUUCGAAGAUACCGAGGCGUGGUACGACGGCUUCUCCGUGUUUCACAUCGGACCGGACGGGCUCGUUUACAAACACGUAGCCGAUAAAAUUAUGCCCGACGAUGACAAGGUGGUGGUGCGACAACCGAAGAACGUAAUUUCACCCAGUGCGGUGUGAAUCGGUCAUUCGAGUGCUGCUGCGCCCGUUUGUAUAGUUAAAAAGCCCGUUAAAAAUUUGCAUUCAAACACUCAAAAAUGCUGCUUGUUCUAAUCUUAAAAAAUAGUGGUUGGCGUGGCGAUGAUUGUUUUGUGACACACACAUUGUUUAAGAAAACGUGAAACAACGCGUCAGAAUAAAAACAAACAAAAUCUGCGUAGUGAAAACAAGAAAAAA
Culex quinquefasciatus (southern house mosquito) is the source of this 1164-nucleotide messenger RNA. RefSeq lists its product as uncharacterized. The record is from RefSeq and is a predicted model, not a curated record. NCBI's taxonomy places the organism in Eukaryota, Metazoa, Arthropoda, Insecta, Diptera, Culicidae. The coding region runs from base 148 to 948 and encodes 266 amino acids. The transcript is spliced from 5 exons.